AUGUGCCAUAAAUUUCGUAGAAUUCCAUUGCGUCUUACGCCUGCUACUCUGCUUGAUUUCAAGAUUCUCGAGGUUAUAAAUAGCGAAGGCGAUCGUAGAUAUUGACAGCAAGGACAAAUGAUAGUGAGAGAAAUAUUUGAACAGGGAAAUAAAUGAUUCAGUUCGACAUCCUUUCCUAGCUAACGUUCAGAAAGUAGUAUAUAGGCUCGCUAUCAAGCACGAUUUCGCCAAUGGUACGUACGUACGUAAGUCUGAAUGUGCUAUCUUCUUCAUCACUCAUCGAUCAGAAAGUAGUAUAGGCUCGCAAUGAAGCCCCGUCGACAACUUUUUUGGGAAAAACUUUUUCCGUACGAGUACGUUGUAAUUGCUUUCCAGCGACUUUACCUCAAUUUUUCAUACCAAAUUUCGGUACUUUGCCCAUAAAAAACAAAUAUCUUGCCCUUUGCGCGGAAAUAUUUCACCCAAAUAAAUGACUGGGGCCCAACAAAAAAUUUCUAGGAGCUCGCAGAACCUGGGGAUCCGGGGCAAUUUGCCCCCCCCCCUCUCGGCGGCCCUAAUCAUAUAUUAUGUGUCAUGUGUCCAUGCAAUCCUAUUGGCAUUUACAUGUCCCAGAAGAGCCUCUAAAUAUUUCUUGACUAAAAGACCUCAUCCAACUAGCCUGAAAAAUUAUAAUUAUGAAGACUUAUAUCAAUAUCAGUAAUGGCACAUUCUGUGCAGUCUAGUCCACUUCAAUCACUGCAACUAAUAUAUGACACUGCAUGAGAAUACACUAGAAUAACCUGCUUAUGAUGACCAGUUAUAACACAUGGAACAAAAAGAUUCAACCGUUUGAGAGGAACAGGAUUAAUUAAAGCCUUCUCUCUCGAGAGUUCGUCACACGAAAAUUAACAUGGCAGAAAUAUCUCGGCUAUAGUCCAAAUUGUUCUUCAUAAUCCUUUCAUCCUGGCAUAUAGCUGUACUCAAGAACUUUAGUUUCUCACAUAAUUCAUUGCUUCCACAAUAAACAUACACCUUCUACUGAUAUCAAAAUCUGACCGUUCAAUACGUUCAAAUCAACUGAAGUCAUACUUAAAACGCAUGAGAGCGUUAACUAUCAGCUUGGAUGCGCUACACCGUUUUUAAUUCACGUUUAACAAGUACAUAAUUAACUGAUAAAUUACUAACUGCAUGGCCUUCAUUUAGAUUAAAAUAUUAUAGAGCGUCAAAAGGGGUGUAUUUAAAGAAUAGUAGAGCUUAUCUGGGCCCUAGAAAUCGAUCCCGUUAACAGAGUACUUCAGUUUUCGGCCGUGGACAAGCAUUUGCACUGCGUAAGUUUAUUUCUGACGUGAUUGUUUUAAUAUCGGUGCAUUGGCCGUGUUAUAGAAUACAGAUAGCGCAUGAAAACAAGUUUUAUCUUUGUAAUGUGGCAAUUUUGUAAACAUCACUGAAGUUUUAGCACUAGUCAAGAAUUAAAAACUCAAAAUAUAUAUAGUUAAUAUAUAAUUAUUGUAUUUUUGUACUUGUAGUUUUGUUUAUUCAACAUUUUCACUUGAUUUCGUGGCUCACGGCUGUUGUGUAGCAAAGAACCAGUGUUGUUUAUAACAGCGUAUAACAGGUGCGAUCCGAGGUCAAUAAACCCGACUGUAGCCAGAUGAAAACUGCUAAAUGUUAAUUAAGAUUUUGUUGGCAUUUCACUCGAUUGAAUAAUAGUUGGAUUGAACUGGUCAGGGGUCUUGAUUGUAGAUGGAAAUUUAUAUAAAUUUAAAAUGUAUAUAAAUUACCACUUGAUAAUUUCCAUCUACAAGAGUCAAGACCCUUCAUUCUUCAACUAAAUGUUAAUUACUGUAGGUUUUGCUCACAAAUGGAUUUUCUUAUGUCUUGUUAAUAACAGUAAAACAUUUUCUUUUUAGCUUGCAUUUGCCGAAGGACAUCGAAUUUCCAAAAACCGAUUUUACGCACUAAACGCAAUGAAAGCGACUUGGAUAUGUGUUACACUACUUCUUAGCCAACUCUGUUUGGUACCCGCUGUACAUAAUAUCACAGAAGCGCUGGAGGCACUCGCACCAGUCCCUAUCGAAGACCUGCAAACUAAGACGCCACAAAUGGAGGAAACUGACACGAGUUUCUCUGUCACUAAUAUUGCAAGAAAAGUGGAACAUGAAUAUUGGUUAAUGAGUUUCUUUGUUGUUCUUGGCUACCUCUUGCAGUGACAGGGUUUUUUCAGGGCUUUUUUACGGCCGUUGUUAAG
Messenger RNA from Paramuricea clavata, 2227 nucleotides. The record is from the annotation of a GenBank genome assembly. NCBI's taxonomy places the organism in Eukaryota, Metazoa, Cnidaria, Anthozoa, Malacalcyonacea, Plexauridae.